AUGUCUAUGAGAACUCGCAAAAGGAGUAAAAGGCUCCUACAUAACCUGUCUAUAUCAAUAUAUUGUAUGAGUCAGAAGGUAGAAAAACCAAUAUUAUCGGGUCAACGGAUCAAGACCAGAAAAAGAGAUGAGAAAGAGAAGUACGAUCCUAACGGUUUCCGCGACGCGCUCGUCCAAGGGCUCGAGCGCGCCGGCGGCGACCUCGACGCGGCCUAUAAGUUCUUAGACUCGGCCGGCUCGAAACUAGACUACCGGCGGUAUGGCGAAGUCAUAUUCGACGUGCUUAUCGCCGGGGGGCUGUUGCUCCCCGGUGGAGGGGUGUCGAUGGACGGCGAUACCCCGAAGACCAACACCUGCAUCUUUGCCGCGAGCGAGGACAUGGAGACCAUGCGUAACUUUGAACAGGUAUUUGUGAAGUUGAUGCGACGUUACAAAUAUCUGGAGAAGAUGUUUGAGGAAGAGAUGAAAAAGGUGCUUGUCUACCUGAAAGGUUUCGAGCCACUACAGCGCAUCAAACUUGCACGUAUGACUGCAUUAUGGAUCGGCAACGGUUGCGUGCCGCCGUCGGUCCUGCUGGUCUUGGUGAACGAACACUUGCUAAAGGACAAUCUGGCCUUAGACUUCGUGCUCGAAGUGUUCUCGACCGUCAAACAAGAGCGUGGUGUCACCUCGUUGGUCACCGCGCUCAAGAGAGGACAACUCGAGGGCAGACUCCUGGAGUUCCUGCCACUGAACCGUCGCAGCGAGGAGGUGCUGGCGACGUCGUUCGCAUCGCGCGGACUCGCGGAGCUGUUGCGGUUGCAUCGCGCACAGGCUUCGCAGGAAGCUCGCCGCGAGUUGACACAGGCGCUCCUGGACGAGCUCGCGGAGGAGAAGCCGGUGCGGGACCUGAUUCAGGAGCUGCGCGAUAUGGCCGUCAAACACUCCAUACCUGAGCAUGAAGUUGUUGCCAUUAUCUGGCAAUGUGUGAUGUCCCGUGGCGAGUGGAACAAGAAGGAGGAGUUGCUCGCGGAGCAGGCGGCGAAGCACCUGCGCCACUACACGCCGCUGCUGGCUGCCUUCGCGCAGUCCGCUAAAGCUGAGAGCGCGCUACUCACUAAGGUGCAAGAGUAUUGUUACGAAAACAUGAACUUUAUGCGCGCGUUUAGCAAGCUGGUGGUGAUGUUGUACAAGACGAAUGUCCUGUCCGAAGAGGUAAUCCUCAAGUGGUACCGCGAGUCCAGCUCCAGCAAGGGCAAGAUGAUGUUCCUUGACCAGAUGAAGAAGUUUGUCGAGUGGCUACAGAGUGCCGAAGAAGAGUCCGAGAGCGGCGAAGACGAAGAUUAA
This is a messenger RNA of Arctia plantaginis, 1326 nucleotides long. NCBI's taxonomy places the organism in Eukaryota, Metazoa, Arthropoda, Insecta, Lepidoptera, Erebidae. The record is from the annotation of a GenBank genome assembly.